AUGUCAAAGAUCGAUGUAGGCGAAUUUAAACGUAGCCAUAUUGAACUCAUUAAACAACAAGAACAGCACGAAAAAGCGUACAUUGAUGUUGAAAUGCUCAAUGCCGUGGUCGAUGAAGCAUUGUUCGAUGUAGAAUGUUUGAAAAGCGCGUCUAAAUUCUUUGACGAUACGACCUUAUUCGAACUACUGAAACGGUACAAAGAAACUGAAGUUAAUUCCUGGCUGCGACGACGCAUUCGAACCGAGGAAGAUCAGAUCGUUACCAAAAAACCACAAGCCAAAGAUGUUAUGCCGAAUCGAACGCUACUGGAAGAAGACGAACGGUUAUUGCAAGAAAUGGAAAAAAACGAUGAUGUCGGCAACCACAAAUAUAUUAAUCCAAUUGUUCCUAAACGACGCAAGUUCGUGGCACAGAACAAUGCACCGGGUGCAUUGCACGAGCUAUAUUCCAACUAUACAACACUUAACACACAGACGCCUUAUUUUACGCCCAGCACUACAACGCCAACCGGAUCACUGUCAACAUCACCAACUGUAUCACGACAGCUGCAACAAUUGUCGUCAAAUUCGUCUUCGCCGUCGUCGUCAUCCACGCUUUUAGAUACAGAAGGCAUGAGUCGGCUUACCCGCAUUUUACAUCCUGAACUAGUGCUUCCUGGAUUAAAGCCACAAGAAAGUAACUCGACAAGUUUUGGAGAAGCGAAUGCAGCCGAAGAAUUAGAAGAGGAGGAGGACGAUUUUCAUACGGCUGUUGAUCGGGAUGUAACAUUUGAGCAACCGCAAGACUUGGAUAAUCCUGAUAUUCCGAAAACUCAGUUGACACGUUUAUAUAUGGAUAUGGCAGAGCAGAUCAAGACGAGUCCGCUACAAUCCUUGAAUCCUGCACAUAUUGUGGACUUGCUUCCAAGACAACGAGUUCCACUUAAUUAUGCAAGCUUUAACAGAGUGAAGCACAAGAUCAACGAUAGCAAAGAAAAUAAAAAGACAAAGAAACAGAAAAAGGCAAAGGGCAAACGAGCCCAGACAGACGAUUUUUCGGAUGAUGACGACGACGACGACGACGACGAUGUUGAUGAAAUUGGAGGAAUCAAUGGACCGGAAAGCGAAGAACAAGAACAGGAAAUAGACUUGACUAACGAAGUCAUUCUUACGAUUGCUAUUUAUCAUCCGCGAAAAGCUGACCGCCGCGUUCGCGAAUUCAAUGUAUUGGGCUCCCAGAAACUAACCGAGCUUCGUGACGCCAUUUAUUGCAUGAAGGACUUUGCAGCGAAUCGCAACCGGAAAGACAAGGAAACAGAAGGGGCAAUACUCAACACAAUCAACACGAAACUGUCUGCCAGUUAUCUUUUUAUUGAAGAUGUGUUUUACGUCGAUACGCGUGCUGAAAAGGCUGGAUUGGACGCUGAACCUGAUUAUAGCGAGCCCAUACGGAAAUGGGUCAUGGAAAACGAGCGAUACAAGCAGGAGGGACUUGCAGAAUAUACCCGGCAAUCGAUGGAAGAUGUUACGUUUGAAGAGUUGCAGAUCAGAAUCAAUCAUCCAUACCAAUUUUUGCAUCAAGACGGAUGUCAACACGUGAUCAUGGUUCGUGAUGUCCGAAUGCAAUGUAGUCAAGAUCCCAAAAAGCGCUCCGAGUAUCCUUAUACGACAUUUAAUUCACAGUACAUGCGUUUCAAGUGUUCCAUGUGCUCAGUAUACCCAGCAGAGUUCAUGACGACUGACGACAUGAUGAGUGGUUCAUCACCGUGCUUCUUCUGUCGAAAAUGCUACGGGCCAUUUCAUUUCGAUAAAGAUGGAAAGCAGAUGUUUCCGUUUUCUGUAUCCGAGUAUUUUGGAACAUAUUAA
Zychaea mexicana is the source of this 1845-nucleotide messenger RNA. Its product is annotated as snRNA-activating protein of 50kDa MW C terminal-domain-containing protein. Gene Ontology annotation, molecular function: bent DNA binding; core promoter sequence-specific DNA binding; RNA polymerase II cis-regulatory region sequence-specific DNA binding. NCBI's taxonomy places the organism in Eukaryota, Fungi, Mucoromycota, Mucoromycetes, Mucorales, Lichtheimiaceae. Gene Ontology annotation, cellular component: snRNA-activating protein complex. The transcript is spliced from 6 exons. Gene Ontology annotation, biological process: snRNA transcription by RNA polymerase II; snRNA transcription by RNA polymerase III. The record is from RefSeq and is a predicted model, not a curated record. Bases 1 to 1845 code for a protein of 614 amino acids.